AUGAAUGAUUUUAAUACGAUUCGACUGCGAGUUUUCAACCGCCCUACGACUCGUCGGUACGAACUAAUUCACCGUACUUACAAUACGAUUGCCAAAAAUCAGUUUGUAGUACGAUUAGAUAGGGCGGAUUUUAUAGAAAGCUCUCUUGCAGUCGCAACUAGUAGCUGGUAUGGAGAAGAAAUCAAGGGCUAUCUUGAAAACGGUAGGCGUUUCCAACAGGAAGUAGUACGAUUAAUACUUUUGCUCCACCUACAAUCACCUGAGAAGGGGUCAUAUGGGAAGCGAGUCGACAAGGUGGUGAGAUCUAAACAAGCUGACUAUAUACUGUACGAGAAAGGAGCUAUGCCUAAUGAACUCGUGCGACAGCGUGCUCUGUACGACGACGACCUCACCUCAGGCCUCACCUCAAACCUUACCACCAAAAGAGUCUAUACAAGUCGUAAUACGAUAUACUUUUCAGGCUUAAGUACGAUUCGAUACGACUCAGAGACUCACUACGACUCUACGAUGCACGUGAUCGUAACUGCUAUUGAUUCACACACUCAUCGUUAUCAUCCCUCAAAGGGUUCAGCGGCUCUCACGCUUAUCCAAGAGCCGUUUAGAUUCUGCAACAAAAAUAGGUGGGCACGCUGUAAAUGGUUGUUGUGUGUAUUGUAUUUCUCUUCCGCAGAUGAUGCCCAGGUUUAG
Messenger RNA from Lindgomyces ingoldianus, 687 nucleotides. RefSeq lists its product as uncharacterized. The record is from RefSeq and is a predicted model, not a curated record. NCBI's taxonomy places the organism in Eukaryota, Fungi, Ascomycota, Dothideomycetes, Pleosporales, Lindgomycetaceae. The transcript is spliced from 11 exons. The coding region runs from base 1 to 687 and encodes 228 amino acids.